GAGGAUAGAGAGGAGAGAGCGAGAGGGACAGAGAGUGGUUGCUUAUACAGGAGUGUGGAAUCGCUGCCGAAGGUGUGGUUUAAUGAAUCUUGCUCGUUUUUUUUUUGCCUGUCUCUCAGUACCUGGGGUUAGCUAGUAACGUGAAGAUUUUGGGUCCUGCUGGAUAAUGCUUGGAUUGUGGCAGAUGUCCUUCAGGAGUCUGAUCUCGGGAUCACUCUUUCAUGCUACAGGCCUUUGUGCUGAAAAUCACACAGUUGAUGUAUAACAUGAGUUCUAAGCAUCUCUCUGACUGGAUCCCUUACAGUGUUCUGGAUGACGAGGGCAGUAACCUGAGACAACAGAAGCUUGACAGACAGCGCGCUUUACUGGAACAGAAGCAAAAGAAGAAGCGGCAGGAGCCCCUGAUGGUCCAGUCAAAUGUUGACAGCCGAUCACGGACUCGGCGAAUGAAGCAAUCAGAAGAGCAGGCCCCUCUGGUUGAAUCUUACCUUAACAGUAACAGCAGUACCAUUUAUCAUGCAGUCCAAGAAGCCGAACAUGAGGAUGUAAAGGUUGUUACAGAUGUGCAAGCUCCAAAGCCUACUAAAAAAUCAAAGUCCUCAGCUGCAGGUUCACAAGCUGCCAGCCUCAAGAAGGAGAAAAAGGCGAAACCGAAAGGGAUUGAUGGUCCUGCUGCCUUUCAGGAUGAAGCGCAGGAGGUGGGAAGUCAAAUUCAGAUUCUCACUGUUGGACAGUCCAGCAAUGAUGAUGAGGCCGAUACAGACACUGCAGCCAGUGCACAACAAACAACAAAGCAGGAUCUUCGAGUAACGAUGCAGAAAAAGGGUAUUUCUAGCAGCAUGAACUUUGAUGAGGAAGAAGAUGAAGAAGAUGAAGACAGCUCUAGCUCUUCUCAGUUGAACAGCAAUACCAGGCCUGGAUCUGCUUCCAGUAAAAAAUCUAAUAAAGAAGCUGCCUCAGUCUCAACCCCUCCAGGAACUGAUGCUCUAAUAGAUGUGGAUGACCUUGAAGAGUUUGCUGUGAGACCAGCUCCACAAGGAGUCACCAUUAAAUGCCGAAUAACAAGAGAUAAGAAGGGAAUGGACCGUGGAAUGUAUCCUACCUACUACCUCCACCUGGAAAGGGAUGAUGGAAAAAAGAUAUUCUUACUGGCAGGAAGAAAACGAAAGAAGAGCAAAACAUCAAAUUACCUCAUCUCUAUAGACCCCACUGACCUUUCACGUGGUGGAGAGAGCUUUAUUGGCAAACUCAGAUCAAAUCUAAUGGGCACCAAGUUUACAGUCUAUGAUAACGGAGUGAAUCCAGAAAAAGGAAGUUCAAGCCUAGAUGCAAGUAACUUGCGACAAGAGUUGGCAGCUGUUUGCUACGAAACAAAUGUUCUGGGUUUCAAGGGACCUCGGAAGAUGAGUGUAAUCAUUCCUGGCAUGAACAUGGAUCAUGAAAGAGUGUCUAUCAGGCCUCGCAAUGAACAUGAAACUUUGCUGGCAGGAUGGCAGAACAAAAAUACGGAGAGUAUAAUUGAGCUUCACAACAAAACUCCAGUAUGGAAUGAUGAUACUCAAUCCUAUGUCCUUAAUUUCCAUGGUCGGGUUACACAGGCUUCUGUGAAGAAUUUCCAAAUUAUUCAUGACAAUGACCCGGAUUAUAUAGUGAUGCAGUUUGGUCGGGUGGCUGAAGACGUCUUUACCAUGGACUACAACUACCCAAUGUGCGCAUUGCAAGCAUUUGCGAUUGCUCUGUCAAGCUUCGAUAGUAAACUAGCUUGUGAAUAAUUGGAACAUUCGAAGGAGCAACAUGUAUUUGAAGGACAAGCUUGCUUUCUUUGCUUUGAUAUAUUGGUUGCAGAUCAUAGACAUAAUUCAUCCUCAGUAUCGUACAUUUCGUUGCAAGUUUACGGGAUGAUUAAAAUUGAAUCGGGGUUCAAAAUCCAGCGUAGGACCCAUUUUAAAUAUUUUAAUAAGCCUUGUGUCCGUUUCACUUUUUUGUUAAACAGGCACGGGUCUUUGCAUGGUCCGUAAGGCAUCACUGUUGUGGUAAUUUUGUGUGGACCUUUGGAACAAAACAUUGUCCUAAAAAGAAAAUAAAGGAAAAUAGAACUUUUAUUCUGAAAUGGCAGCUAUAGAAUCCCAUGGGUAUUGAAUCAGAAUAUGAGAGAAAUUUCUUCACGUUAACCUUUAAAGUACUAACCUUUGUGUCAUUUCUUGUACGUAUUCAGGUUAUUCUUUUCAGUUUGGUUAGAAGGUACUUUCCACAAAUGUCAUUGUGCUUGUUCUGCCAGUACCUUAUGCAGCACAGUAGUAAUUAACCUAAUGCUGCUGAUGUUUAACCAUGCAAUCCAAUCUGUAAGAGAAAUUCAUUAUUUCAAGCGAUAGUGUGAUUGACCAUUUGAAUACAGUUUAUAAACUAAUAUUAAUAUUAUUCUAAUGAUUUUCCAUUCAUUCAUUUUUGUUUACUUUUACAUGGGAUAUUGUCCAAAUAUUGACAUCCGAGAAAGAGAUAUUCUCCUUAUGUUGGAUCAUUUAUCGUUGAGGCAACUUAGACAGAGUUUGCAUGGAUAUGUAUUUCCUUAUAUGCAAAUGAAUACCUGUUAAUGACACUGUGUGGAGGUUUUUCAUCAUUGUGUCUCGAUUGCACUGUUGGAAAAUAAUGUGGGUUGCAAGCAUAUCAAUGACGAUGGUAGGAAUCAAAAGAAAAUUAUGGAGGGGGAGGCUAAGUAUGUGGCUACCUCUGGGAUCUCUGGUCAAUUAAGGAUGGCAGGUAGGUUCCUGAUUGUGGAGGCCAUUCAGCAUUGGUAGAGCAGCAGCCCCUGCAUCAACAAUGGGAAAUACUGAUCUAUGUAUGUACACUGGACUUGGGAAGGUGGGGGAGGAUUCAAAAUGCCACCUUGCAAAGUAUUUUCAUGUUUCAUGAUAAAUAAUGUUGAUAUCUGUCAAACUGUCAUUGUGGAGAGCAGUGACGGCCAUGGUGGAUAAGGAUUAAAUUGCAUGAUGCGUCAAUAGUCUGCCGUCUGCCUUCAGGAGAUGGCCCCCCUUCACCAGCCUGGAUUCUGAUCUGUGCUCUCACGGGCAAUUUAAUUGGCAUAAUUGGCUACUUACAACUGGCAGGCAGCCUCCUUCAAAAUAACUUGAGGACUUAACCAUUGCAAAAAACUGGCGCAUCAGUAUUGGACCUUGCAAGCACUCAGGAUUUUAGUCUCGUCUCCACACCUUCAAGAAAAUUUACUUCUGCGCAUUAAAUAUUUAAGUUUCCUAUUUCCUAUCAUGCACCCGACAUUGGACUAAUGAAUAAAAGUAAGCAUCAAUAAAGUAUAAGAUAAUAAAUAAGGGAAAGAAUGUUAAACAGAAUAACUUUAAAUUUAAAAAAAAUGGAUACUUCUAGGUUAAAAAGAAUGACAAGUAAGGUCUCAUUUAUUAAACAUACUUUAUAAAGGAUCAAGCUUUCAAGCAGGUAAAUGUAAAAGUGGAUGGAUAAAGACUAGUGAAAUUUUCCACAAGUUCCUAUUUGUACCCAGGUCAAUGACGCUGAGCUCUCACGUAAUGGAGAAAUGGAUGUUAAUACACGUUUUUGGUUACUGGAAUUUGCAACUACAGGAGCAGCUGAAGUGACCUGUGUAGAGGUGUUGAAGUGGAACUAGAUAAUCAUAUCAGGGCGAAAGAGUCAGGAGGUUAUGCUGAUAGAGUUAGAUGAAGUUGAGUGGGGCAAGUCUCAUGCUGAGCAAAAAUACUGGCAUGAACCUUUAGUGCCAAAUGACCUGUUUCUGUGUUGCACAUUCUAUAAUGUUCUAUGUUUUUAUUAGCUCUGGCUCCAUGAAUAUCAUUACAUUUUACUAUAGGCUUGUAGUAGUUUAUUUUUCAAGCAGAAGUCAACACUCUUAAAGAUUGUGAUAAUGCUUGGGAAUCACCCAAGCUCCACGUUUCUUCUGUUCCCACAUUAUUAAAAAUGAGUUUUGGUUGCAAAUAAUUCUAAGCUAUUGUACCAAGGUCAAAGAUUGGAUUUUCUUUGAAGCGUUUGUACAUCAGUUUGUACACUGUCUGAAGGAGAUUUUCAUCAAAAUGGCAUUCAAUGGAUAUUGUUCACAUAAGCAUUUGGGACCCUUGCACUUGUCUAUCCCCUUUUGAAUUUAGCAUUGCUGAGCAUGAUUUGUUCUUUUUGGGAGAAUGGCAGAACAUUCUCACAUGUAAACUAGUCUUUGUGGGUGGACAGAAACACAUUAUUAUAUUAAUUACUACUCCAUUAGAAGCAUCUAGCUAUUUUUACAUUGAACUUAGAAACUGAGUAAGACCAGUAGCAUAAAAAGAAAGAUUUGCAUUUAUUUUGCACCACAAAUGACCACAGGACAUUCCACUGUGCUUUACUGCCAAUAGAAUACUUUUGAAGUGAAAUCACUAUUGAUAAUGUCAGAAUUGCAGCAGCCAAUUUCUACAUAGCAAGCUCACACAAACAACAAUGCGAUAAUAAUCAAAUAAUCUAUUUUGAGAUGUCAUGUAAGGGAUAAUUAUUGGCCAGAACAUGAGGAUAACACCUCUGCUUGUCUUCAAAAUAGUACCACUGGGGAUCAUUAACAUCCAUCUAAUAGACCGAUGGGGUCUCAGUUUUAAUAGCUUCCCCGAAAGAUGACAGCAUUAAUAUGCAGCACUAAACUGGAGUGUCAGCCUAUUGUGUUCAUUUCCUGAAAUGGGAUUUGAACUCAUAAACUUCAGACACAGAGAUGAGACAGCCACCAAAUGAACCAUGUCAUGAAGCUGUAAUGAUGAUAAUAAAUUGGCUUUGGCUUUAUCUCAGGGUCAUGGGCCAAAAAAAUCUUAUCAAAGUUAGGAAACUAAAUGCUGAACUAUGGUUGUGCGAUUUUAUUGUGAAAAGCUAAUGUGUUCAUAAUGAAUUUCUUCAUCUGUAGCAUUAAACAUUGAAGUUGCAACUGCACCUAACAAAAUAAUGAAUGAAACUAUUUGAUGCAAUCAUGUUGAAUGCAUCAAUAAUACACUGCAUAUUUUCUAGGCUGAAAUCUUGUGACCAUAAUCAAGUAAAAGGUUUAAAUUCACUAUUAAAAUGAAUACCCUGGAGGUUGUGACAUUCCAUUUGUUAUUAAAUAUAUGUGUCACCACAUAUGACUGGGUGAAAUAAAGCAGAUCUCAUUUGGGACAACCUGUGUUAGAAUCAAUAUCACUUACAAGAAAAUAAUGUGACUAGAUUACGUGCAUAUGGUUAUUUAUGUUAUAAUACUAGCCUGUGACCACAAAUCGGAUUAUUCUGGCAUUGAGUAUCAACAUAAGAAAGCAGGAGUAGGUAAUACUGCCUCUCAAGCCUACUCCAUCAUUGAACAAGACCAUAGCUGAUCUCCAUACUCAACUCCACUUUCCAAUAUCCCUUGGUUCUCUUAAAAUCCAAAUUCUAUUAAUCUUGGACAUACUCAGCAAGUAAGUAUCCAUAGGGCAAAAGUGAGGACUGCAGAUGCUGGAGAUAAGAGUCUAGAUUAGAGUGGUGCUGGAAAAACACAGCAGGUCAGGCAGCAAAUGCUUUGUCAUCUCUAACUCCUUCUGAAACAAUGUCCCGAAUUCUAGGCUAUAGACACAGGGGAAGAACCUCAGCUUAAAGGCUCUCAGAAUCUUUCAGGUUUCACUGAAAUUAUCUAUCAGUCUUCUAAACUCCUAUCUCAUUAUCUUCAAUGCAUCUGCAUGGGACAAACUGCUCAGCUAGGAAUAAAUGUAAGGAACCUUGGCCAGAGCUUCUCUAAGGCACUUGUACCCUUCCUCGGUACAGCAACCAAAUCGGUACAUGAUACUGCAGCUGUAGUCUCACUCUCAUUAGACCAUUGAUUUCACACUAUUUCUGAUCUGUUUGGGGUUUCCCACCAUGAAAGCAGAGAACAGUUGGUGGAAUCUUCUACUUUCAUUGAUGGUGAGAUGGGGAGGGGUUGGGGAGAGGGGGGGGAGGGGGGAGGUGGUGGAGAGAUUGGAUAGGAUGACGAUGCAUCUAAAUCCUGCUGCCUUUGCACCUCUGAGCAGCUAGAGUCCUGAGCAGGGAGCCCUAUAGUCGGCAUGUCCAGGCUGCUGCCAAUUUAGACCAUAGUUGGUGAAUUAAGUAGUAUAAAGGUCUCAUUUCACCAGUGUUGGGAUUAAGCCAGCUACAGACAAGCCUGGUGACACAUGACGUGCAGCUAAAGAUCAUGUGGCCAGCUUGUCACCUCUGGGUGGGGAGAUGCCUUGAUCAAAGAAACUCAGUGCCUGCUCAAGGGAUUAGACACUGGGAAGGGGAGGCCAGCUGACUGCCAUUCCUUGCUAUUACUGCUGACAUUCAUGCUCGCCACUCCCUGGUACCUCCACCCCCAGAACUCCAUCCUCCCCUGCCACCAACAUUACUUACAAGUGACCUAGGUCCAUGGGCAAUGCUGGGAUUAUGGCCCCUGUCCUCUGGCCCAUUCAGUGGCACUUCUGAGCACAAGAUUUUCACCUCGGAUUCUGGCUCCUGGAGAAGUCUUGCUGGCUAGCACCCACUAUCUGAUUGGCUUGUAACUCGGCAGGCCUCCCUGAAAAGAGUCAGUGCAAGUCUCUCGGAAUCUGUCCGGCUAACAACCAAAACCCCCAAUGCCUCAACAACGUAUCAGGAUCAUUCUUAGCCAACAGGCUGCUCACUAUGAGAUUACUAAUUAACUUGUCUGAUCACAGAAGGCAAGAUACCAAGUAGUCUUUUCCCCGUUGUUUCCACUAUGUAUUGUUCUCAAACACUAUUUCAAAUGCAUUCUAUAAAGUCAUCCUCCAAAUUACUUUUGUCAAUUUGACAUGUCUAGUCUAUAUAAAGAUUAAGGUCUCCCAGGGCUAUUCUGAAACCUUUGAUUCCAAUUCCUCAUAAUUCUUGAUCAACGAUACUGAUACUGUUAGAAUGCCUAUAAACUAUUCCCACCUCUGUUCUCUGCCCCUUGUUACUUCUCAUCUCCAUCAUUCUGAUUCUACUCCUUGAUAUACUGAGCAUUCCUUCAGAGUAUCUUGUCUUUUUUUUAUAAUCGGGCUAUCAUCACCAUCUUUCCGUUUUGCCUUUCUGAAAUGUCAUGUGCUCAGGAAUAUUUAGUUCCCAACCUUGAUCACUAUGCAACCGUAUCUUUGUAUUAUUUGUUAGAUUAACGCCACCUGUACUGAUGCUUUGGUCCAAUUAUCUGAAUUAAUUGCUUGGUGACAAAUAGAAGAUUAUAUCAGUUUUUAAACUUUACAUUUCUGCUUUUCCCUUUGUCACAUUUACGGCUGAAAGAACACACAUGAAGUCACAGGUUUAAUUUUUGUCAAAUAUUUAACAGGGUGUAAGGAGGUUGUUUUUCAUCGCAUUUACAUGUAUUCCCUGUCUUUCAUGUAGUACCUCCAGAUCAAAUGACCCUCUAUGAACUACUUGUACCAUAUCCAAGUGACAUAUAAUACCUAUUACUCAAUUUGCCGUUAUGACACCCUCCACCUUUUAUACUGUUUGAUUCCACAAACUAUUCUCCAAUGUACAGACUGGAAUUCAGAACUGCCUUGGAAAUUCUACCUCAUUACUGUAGUUGUGUAUAUUCAUUCUAUGCAUGCUUAAAUUGAUGCAGAUAAACACAUAACAUUAUUUAAGUUAUGAAUGCAGGCUGAGAAGCUUAGUAGAAUGAAAAGAUUGUUGGUUCAAAGUGGAAUUGGGGCACAUAUCAGGUGUGGCAGAGUAGGGCCUUCCCUGAAAUAUGAACAUAUAUUUGCAAUCAUUCACAUAACAGACAAAUAUUGUCCUUGAUUUACAGCAGAAAUGGCUGCAAUCAUUGAGCAGUAUAUGGAACUGUAGACAUGGAAAGGUUUAGUGGAAUGGAUAAUAGUCUCACUGAAAAUGGUGGAGUAGAAAAGAUACUUGAUAAAAAGAUAAAAGAUGAAAAACAUUUGCUUCUGUAAACUGAAAAAUCUGAUUGGUGAAACAAGCAUUUGCAACACAGCAUGCAAGUAAAUAUGCCCUCCAAAUAUUAAAUAUCUUUCAUCUGAACCAUGCAACCUAUAAGAGCUUACUCAGUGCAAGACAGUACAUGCAGAAAAGAGCAGGGAAGUAAAUGGUCGGAAUUCUAGAUAAAAUUGUAUAAGAAAGAAUUAAAGAACAAGUGUGUGUGCUAACCUGAACGGGUUACAACAAUUCUGAAGUGGAUUCACACUAAGAAAGCUUGUAAAUCAGGAUGUUGCUUAUCUAAUUUUUAAGUAAGCUCAUGUCUAUUAAGUUAUAUCAUUUGUAAUUCUUCAACUUUCCAAUUUUUCCGAUAGAUUGACCUGUUCUUAAUCACAUAUAGCAAUUGCAGCACAGAAACUCACCUUUCAACCUAACAGAUCUAUGUUUCCCACAAAGUCUUUUUGCUUUUUUUAUUCAUAUAUUCUGGUUGUCACUGCAUUAAUUUCCGAUCCUUAAAUUGCCCUUGAAGCUGCCUUCUUGGACACAAGUGACUAGCUUGCUGUGGCAUUUCAGAAAGCAAUUACAAAUGAACCACAUUGUUGUGGUUCUGGCCUCACAGGUAAAUCAAAUUGGCUGUAAAUGACAGAUUUCCUUUCCGAAAGGCGAUACGCAAACCAGAUUUUUUUUAACAACAGUCUGAAUGUUUCAUGAUCUGAUAUUACUCCAAAUUUAUUUAUUGCUGCCCACAUGCUGUCAUUGGGUUUGAGGUCUAAUAUUAGCCCAGGCCUAUUAUUGCACAUAUAACCACUAUUAUACCAUACUUUCCAUACUAGAAACUAGGUCCUCCAACAGUGCAGUAUUCCUCUGGAGUGUGAGUUUAGGUCUUUGUGUUCAAGCCUCUGUUUUUGGAAUUGAGUCCACAGCCUUCUGUCUCAGAGGUUAGAGCACUAAUUUCUCCUGAAUCAUCGCUAGUACCUGCAUGUUAUUUUAGACUCUUGUCACUUCUAGCUGAUUGUACAUUCAGUAGCAUUUUUCAUGGAGUAGCAUUCAUUCAGAGAAGAGCAAAAAUCCAGAAUGCAAACAGAAAACCUUCUGAGCCAUACCCCACUUUACAUGUGCUUGUUAUCGGUGCAGUCUUCAAAGAAACAAAACCAAGGAAAAAUAUUGGUUUUGAUUGUGACUUAAGGUUCAUGGAGCUAUAAAGCUCAUUUCCACAUUGAAUAUAUAUGUAUGGGAAUGGGUUUCAUAAAUAAUAUUUUAUGGCCUUUUUAAAGUGCAAAGGUACAGAAAUAUGCUAAUAAAUAUUUUAGUAUAAGAAUUGUGAUUUUGGUAAAUCUAUUUUAACUCAUGUUAACACCUUCAUUGCUAUGCUAUAUAUCUUAUACAUUGUCCAUAUCAGUCAGCUGGCUUUGUUUUGGAAGAUAUUAAUGUUUUACAGUUUUUAAAAAAACAAACAUGAGUGUUUUGCAUGUGCAUUAUGCUACCUGCUAGCAUGCAUGGUCCGUUUACUAUUGUGUUGACUGUUUCUUAAUAAAUGGAGGCCAUGUAUUCAGAUGUUUUAUUUCCUGUUAUAAAUAUUAAAUAACUGAUGUACUCUGUUAAAUUUAAUGCUAUCCAUAUGUAUCAUAACUGUGUACAGUGUGAUAAAGCUCCUAUGUCAAAUAAUAUAGACAAAUGUCCCAAUUGAGUGAAGGGCCCCUUGUUUUGUCCUGUUGGUGUGCAUGUGAGUGUGUGUGAGGCUCAUGAUUAAUUUCUGCAAUGGUCUACCAGACAUGGCCUGAUAUUUACAUCAUAUUUUAUGUAAAAUCCGUUUAUAAAAUGCCACAUGUUCCAAAUGUGCAAUGUAUAUUUAAACUUGGCUUUAUAUUUUAUCAGGUUACUUGUAAUUUCUCUCAUGCUGCUUCUACUCACAGUCUGCCUGCACUAUCACAACACAUCUACGGCUGAGUGUCCCAUUUUAGUUGCACAAGUAACAUGUUGAAGAAAGUCAAUGACCAUUUUUGUUAUUUAAUUAAAGACAAGUGACAGUGUUCUAUGUCAUGUAAAGAUCCUACUUAUUGAAUAGAAUUUUUGAAUAAAUAACCUCAAAAGC
Messenger RNA from Chiloscyllium plagiosum (whitespotted bambooshark), 9967 nucleotides. RefSeq names its product TUB bipartite transcription factor (gene tub). The record is from RefSeq and is a predicted model, not a curated record. NCBI's taxonomy places the organism in Eukaryota, Metazoa, Chordata, Chondrichthyes, Orectolobiformes, Hemiscylliidae. Gene Ontology annotation, biological process: protein localization to cilium. Gene Ontology annotation, cellular component: cilium.